This is a messenger RNA of Cantharellus anzutake, 2008 nucleotides long. RefSeq lists its product as uncharacterized. The transcript has 7 exons. Lineage: Eukaryota; Fungi; Basidiomycota; Agaricomycetes; Cantharellales; Hydnaceae. Bases 51 to 1907 code for a protein of 618 amino acids. The record is from RefSeq and is a predicted model, not a curated record.
CGCCGCCUGACUAGCGCUUGUUCGAACUCCGCCUGUUCAUUGUAGCGGGAAUGCCGAAAUCGGACUCACCAAUACUUCAGAACCGUGUGCUCAGAAAGAAAAAGAAACAUCAAAACCUCAAUGCUUCCCGGUCGUCAGAUGCUCAGGAAGAGACGCCUGUUUCUCGUAAACGCAAGUGGUCGGGGGUAGAAGAACCCCUUAUCACGAUCUCGCCUAUAGUAAAGCCUAGCCACAAGGGGAAGGAGAGAGAAACUACCAACUCCGAGGUUACAAAGCAAUCGAAAAAGCGGAAGCGAAGUAAAGGGAAAGCGCGAGGUGGCCACGUUGGGACCAGCACCGGCCCACCACCAGCGGUUUUGGCAUCCACAGACUCAUUUACCCUAUCCUCUGAGGGCGUGGAACAUGAUUCAAAGUUUGUGGACAAAGAUGCUGAGAUACAACGACUUCAAAAGGAAUUAGCACUGAAGAAUGAACUUCUUAACAAGCAUGAAAAUGUUUUGUCAUCUCUUCAAAAUGCCCUCCAAUGCCAAAUAUGCCUGGAGAUGCUCUGGAAGCCGUAUUUAGUUACACCCUGCGGACAUGUUCUUUGUGAAGGAUGCUUGAAGGGCUGGUUUACUACCAAUUGUGAUUCCGAGGAGCCGAUUGUCCCGCAUCUGCGAAAGAAAACGUGCCCCUACUGUCGAACCGAAGUCAAAACCCGCCCAGUAUCUGUGUAUCUCAUCAAGUCCGCGGUAUCAACCAUUAUUCCUUCGCUUGACCCAUCCUCCUACACUCACCCCGAAGAGGACGCUUCCCAGCGUGACCAGUUUGGUACACUGGAAGUCAAGGAUGUUUGGGAAGGAAUAUUUCCCCCUCUCGCUCCAUCUUCUGAGCGCGAACGGGCUGAGCAUCCCGACGUUAUGUAUGAUGACGAGGAUGGAGGUGUCCCUAGAUGUCGGGACUGCAUGCAUGAAAUUUUCGACGGCAUGUGUACAGGUUGUGGACGGUUAUAUCUGGGCGUUGAUCAACUUCCCAGUGAUGAUGAAGGCGAGGAACUGUUCUUCAAUUCAUUCUUUGACGUCGCAACGGAUAUCGAUGAAUACGAGCCGUCAUUCAUAGAUGACGGGGAUCAAGAAGACACCCAUCCUGUUAUGCGUAAUUACACGGAUGAUAGUGAGGCUGACGAAGAAUUUCACGAUGCACCAAGCUUGGCCGUCCGCGAGGAAAGCGGUCACGAGCUGGACAACAAUCAGACGCACAGCAGGCGGCAUCGUUAUCGUGUGGAAGUUACUAGUGAGGACGAGGACGAUGAUGAUGAUCCACCAUACGUGCCUAACAGGCGUCGGCAACCUGCAUGUUCUGUAUCUUCUGACACCGAUGGUAGUGACGACAUCUCGGUGCAAAUCCCUGGUUCUUUAAGGGGCCGUCGUCGAACACGCGUGAAUGUGACGGUUGGCAGUGGCGAAGAUUCAGAAGACCAAAGAGAUCAUCUGUCCGAUUCCGAACACUGUAACAGUUGGAGAUUUCGGGGCGCUAGCGUUUCGGGGCGGGGGUCAUACCAGCGCGACAGGCGGAGCCUUGGAUCGUCCCCUCGAGAUAGUGAAAGCAGUGAUACUCACGAACGGGAUAUAGAAAUGUAUGGGGAAGAUGAUUUCCUUCCUGGCCCCUCGCGAGCUCGAAGGCCUCACAGAGCAGGAGAUGAUGCAAUGUCUGAUUCGAAUGAUCCAGCGAUUCAGUACGAGUCGUCUGACGAGGACACUGGAGCUCCAAUCUUCUAUUCCGAAUCAGAGGAUGGAGACGGACUUAUUGCCGACAAUGAUCAAUACCACCACCCUUACGAACCAAAUAGUCCCACGGGUUAUGUUGCCCACGAUGACGAUGACGAUGACGAUGACGAUGAAGUCUACGAUGAUAGUGAAUCUGAUUGAUGCAUACAACCUCCUAAUCCUCAUUGUAGAACUUCCACCCAUGUAACAUAGCUUUUUACGCGUCCCUGUUGCCGUUGGUAUGGCCUAAUUGUGAACUUUCU